CCACAAAAGCCCCCCCUCGUCCGAACCAGACAAAUCCCCAUCCUAGAGAGAGAAACAAGUAACUCCUCUCUCUCUCUCUCUCUCUAAAAACUUCAAAACAAAACAAAGAUCUCUUUUUCUUUCUUCGGUUACUCUGUCGCUGAACUACCCAAAUUGAUCUCUUUCCCCAAAAAAAACAAUGCUGUGAUCAAGAUAUCUUACAUCGAGAUCGAUCCUCUUUGUCUCUUCGAUGGGGAACUCUCUAGGAUGCUCGGCCUCCGGCGAGAGACUAGUGUCGGCGGCGAGAGACGGCGAUCUCGUCGAGGCCAAGAUGCUGCUAGAGUUCAACCCUUGCCUCGCCAAAUACUCCACCUUUUUUGGCGGCCUCAACUCUCCUCUUCACUUCGCCGCCGCCAAAGGCCACAACGAGAUUGUUACGCUGUUGCUAGAGAAGGGAGCGGAUGUGAAUUCUAGGAAUUAUUGCGGUCAGACGGCGUUGAUGCAAGCUUGUCGGCAUGGGCACUGGGAAGCGGUGCAGACUCUGCUGCUCUUCAGAUGCAAUGUUACUAGGGCUGAUUAUUUAAGCGGCAGGACUGCGCUGCAUUUUGCAGCCAUUGAUGGCCAUGUGAGAUGCAUAAGACUGUUAGCUGCAGACUUUGUCCCCAGUGCUCCUUAUGGAGUGGCCAGUUCAGGUGUUGAGAGUGACAAUUCUGCAUCCGGCCCUAAAUUUAGUCAAUCGGUUCUCACUAGGUUCAUAAACAAGCCUGCGGAUGGUGGAGUAACUGCACUUCAUUUGGCGGCAUUGAAUGGAUACUCUGAUUGUGUGCAACUAUUGCUUGAUUUGCAUGCAAGUGUUUCGACUGUCACCUUUCAUUAUGGUUCAGCGAUAAAUUUGAUAGGUAUAGGAGCUGGGAGCACACCUUUGCAUUAUGCUGCUUGUGGAGGGAGUCUCAAGUGCUGCCAGUUACUUCUUUCCAAAGGUGCUAGUCGGUUGACAUUGAAUUGCAACGGGUGGCUUCCACUUGAUGUUGCUAAAAUGUGGGGUCGUCAUUGUCUUGAGUCAUUACUCAUGCCCAAUUCUGAUGCAACUAUACCUGAGUUUCCACCAUCUAAAUAUCUUUCGUUGCCUCUUAUGAGCAUACUUAAUAUAGCAAGGGAAUGUGGACUACAAUCUGCUGCUACAAUUGAUGAUGGUGAUACCUGUGCAGUUUGCUUGGAAAGGGCUUGCAAUGUAGCUGCGGAAGGUUGUGCCCAUCAACUCUGUGUCAAGUGUGCUCUCUAUCUCUGUUCAACAAGCAACAUCACAUCUGAGAUGGUCGGCCAUCCAGGAUCUAUCCCAUGUCCUCUUUGUCGAACUGGCAUAGUCUCUUUCAUCAAACUCUCCACCACGCCAACAAAAGAGCUCAAGCCAAACCUGGCACUCAGCCUAUGUAACCCGUGCAUUUUACACCCCCGUGCUCUUCCCCCACCAGAGUCUAUGUCCUGCAGGUCUGAAUUUCGUCAGAAUCGUGUGGUAGCAGUUUCUUCAGAGGUUGUUUGCCCUCUGUCUUGCACUCCAUUUCCUUCUGCUGCUCUUCCUUCAUGCUCGUGUGAUGAUGACCCGAGCACGGGCAUUGAGUCUGAAGGGGAGGCAAGAGAGCAAUUCCCUCGUGGCUCACAAAGCAGUUCUACAAAUGAGGUAGAAGAUAAAAUAGAUGAGCAGAGGCUUGAGAGAACGAGCUGUUCGGGUAUUUUUUGGAACCGAAGGAGCUGUCACCGCGAGCAUCAGUGCAAUUCGGAGAUAAAUGCCUGAACUCUGUGAAUAGUUGUAGUUUACAAUGUUUUAUUUCAUCAUACGACAGAAAUAGGUUGUAUGUGGAAAGGGUUGUGUUUCAUGUUGCCGAGUAUAUUUGUGUGGCCGUUGAGCAAGAGGAAGUGGGUUAGAUGCAAUGUCUUGUUGUUGAACGUAGGGUUAGUAAUUAUCUUUUUUCCUCCUUUUUUGGCGGUAAUUUUCUGUAUAUUAGUUAAGCAUUGGCUUGCUGCAUUUGUGCUUGCAAGUUUUGUGGUCUA
This is a messenger RNA of Asparagus officinalis (garden asparagus), 2028 nucleotides long. Its product is annotated as probable E3 ubiquitin-protein ligase XBOS33. Gene Ontology annotation, cellular component: cytoplasm; nucleus. The record is from RefSeq and is a predicted model, not a curated record. Gene Ontology annotation, molecular function: protein binding. NCBI's taxonomy places the organism in Eukaryota, Viridiplantae, Streptophyta, Magnoliopsida, Asparagales, Asparagaceae. The transcript is spliced from 10 exons. Bases 230 to 1771 code for a protein of 513 amino acids.